UGAAUCCACGUGUUUUGAUUUGUCCGCCUGAAGCCAAAUCCCAUUGAGCAUAUUCUAUAACUUCUGGGUCUCUAUCAACAGGCCUUCGUAUUAUAAUGGCUUCCGAGCUGGCCCUCUUGAGUGUGUCGGAUAAGACCGGGCUACUUGAUUUCGCCAAGAGACUAAUGUCGCUGGGUUUCUCUCUUGUGGCGUCGGGAGGCACGGCCAAAACCUUGCGCGAUGCUGGCGUCUCUGUGAGAGAUGUAUCGGAGCUCACUGGUUUCCCCGAGAUGCUAGGCGGUAGGGUCAAGACCCUUCACCCGGCGGUCCAUAGUGGGAUUCUGGCCAGACAUACUCCGUCUGACCAGGCUGACAUGGAAAAACAAGGCUUCAGUCUUGUGCGAGUGGUUGUGUGUAACCUUUAUCCUUUUGUGAAGACGAUCAUGUCCCCUAAUGUGACUGUGGCUGAUGCAGUGGAACAGAUCGACAUUGGUGGCGUCACUCUCCUUCGUGCUGCAGCCAAAAACCACGCACGAGUGACCGUUGUUUGUGACCCAGCCGACUACGAGUUGGUUGCCAAAGAGAUGGAGGCCUCCGACAACCACGAUAGCACUCUUGAUACCCGCAAGACUCUUGCUCUUAAGGCAUUCACCCACACGGCUGAGUAUGACGAGGCGAUUGCUGGUUAUUUCCGGCGCGAGUACAGCUGUGGGGUGUCCCAGCUACCGCUCCGCUAUGGCAUGAACCCGCACCAGACUCCAGCGCAGCUUUACACCUUACGGCCUGUCCUGCCACUGACAGUAUUAAAUGGUUCUCCAGGUUUCAUAAACCUGUGCGACGCUCUCAACGCCUGGCAGCUGGUCAGAGAGCUGAAAAGUGCUCUGGGGAUACCCGCUGCUACAUCCUUUAAGCACGUCAGUCCGGCUGGGGCUGCAGUCGGCGUCGCGCUGACUGAAGAGGAGGCCAAGGUGUGCAUGGUACACGACAUGCUGAAGGACCUUACCCCCCUUGCCAUUGCCUAUGCCAGAGCCAGAGGUGCAGACAGAAUGUCUUCCUUUGGAGAUUUCAUCGCUCUUUCUGACCCAUGUGAUGUUGCUACUGCUAAGAUCAUCUCAAGAGAGGUCUCGGAUGGCAUCAUUGCUCCUGGCUAUGAGGAUGAGGCCCUUCGCAUUCUCUCCAAAAAGAAGAAUGGAAACUACUGCAUCCUGCAGAUGGACCCAGCAUAUGAGCCUGAUGAAGAGGAGGUACGAGUGCUGUUUGGCCUGCACCUCCAGCAAAAGAGGAACAGCACGCUUGUUGAUAGAGGAAUCUUCGGGAACGUGGUCUCCAAGGGCUCGUUGCCAGAGAGGGCCCUGCAGGACCUCAUCGUUGCCACUGUUGCUGUGAAGUACACCCAGUCCAACUCUGUCUGCUAUGCCAAGGACGGCCAGGUGAUCGGCAUUGGCGCUGGGCAGCAGUCCCGCAUCCACUGCACACGGCUGGCAGGAGACAAGGCAGAUAACUGGUGGCUACGUCACCACCCUCUAGUGCUGGGCAUGAAGUUCCGCACCGGCGUAAAGCGUGCCGACAUGGCCAACGCCAUCGACCAGUACGUCAGCGGCACCAUUGGGGAGGGCCCGGACCUGGCUGCUUGGAAAGCCCUCUUUGAGGAUGUUCCUGAGCCUUUGUCAGAGACAGAGAGGAAGAACUGGCUCAGCUCCCAGCAAGCUGUAGCUCUCAGCUCUGAUGCAUUCUUCCCCUUCCGAGACAAUGUUGACCGCGCUAAACGGAGUGGCGUUGAGUACAUCGCUGCUCCGUCUGGCUCCACCGCUGACGAGGUGGUUAUCAGCGCCUGUAAUGAUCUGGGCAUCACUCUGGUGCACACGAACCUGCGCCUGUUCCACCACUGAAUGCCUUCUUGCACCCCACAUGUGCACUCACCUACACAGGUCUGUGCAACAGCAAGCCCUCCAUCCAUCCCCGUCCCCGUCCUGAAUCUGGACCAAGUUCUGUCUGCUCUUAAAAUUCGAUUUAUCUCCUAUCCACCAUAGUCUCUUGCCUGGUCUACACAUUUUCUACAUCCUGCUCCCCAACUCAUGUGAACCAUGGCUUGCUGGGCUGCAGGGAGUCCUUCACCUACAGCCUAUCUGCUAAACUUUAUCUAGUAGUAAGGAAUUUAAGGAGUGCUAGUAGAAGUUUAAUUACAUUCUUUUAAGUGUAAUUUAGGCUACAAUUAAACACACCUGGCAAUAGCUUCUACCUUAGAAGGUGUUAAUUUGAAAAUUAGCCUUUGAUUUAAACUGUUAAAUAGCAGAACAGUAUGGUACAGAACUAACACAGCUCUGUGAUUCACAUUCCAUUAGACUACUGUACUUGUGUUUGUUCACCAAUGCAACUGCAACUAAAGAAAUGAAACAUGU
Electrophorus electricus (electric eel) is the source of this 2378-nucleotide messenger RNA. It is a transcript of the gene atic, whose product is annotated as 5-aminoimidazole-4-carboxamide ribonucleotide formyltransferase/IMP cyclohydrolase. Gene Ontology annotation, molecular function: phosphoribosylaminoimidazolecarboxamide formyltransferase activity; IMP cyclohydrolase activity. Gene Ontology annotation, biological process: 'de novo' IMP biosynthetic process. Gene Ontology annotation, cellular component: cytosol. The record is from RefSeq and is a predicted model, not a curated record. NCBI's taxonomy places the organism in Eukaryota, Metazoa, Chordata, Actinopteri, Gymnotiformes, Gymnotidae.